Entelurus aequoreus (snake pipefish) is the source of this 3054-nucleotide messenger RNA. It is a transcript of the gene arl10, whose product is annotated as ADP-ribosylation factor-like 10. The record is from RefSeq and is a predicted model, not a curated record. The coding region runs from base 128 to 793 and encodes 221 amino acids. Gene Ontology annotation, molecular function: GTPase activity; GTP binding. The transcript is spliced from 4 exons. NCBI's taxonomy places the organism in Eukaryota, Metazoa, Chordata, Actinopteri, Syngnathiformes, Syngnathidae.
UUCAUCCUGCGCCUCUUGGAAACAAAACAAGCUGGGAGCGCAGUCACAUGUUCAGAAGGGAAGCAGAGAACCAGCAGUGGAAGUCGGCGCCGUCUGCACUAGUCCGGGAAGAAGCAGCUCCCCACACAUGGUGCUCCUACGGCACAUUUCGGUGGCUCUGUCCGCCGCCGUGGCUGCCCUGGGCUCGGCGCUCUUCAUCGCCCUCAACUACUUCUACAGGAAGCGAAUGUGGUUACCGAAUGCCGAGUACUGCACGAUCCAGGAAGAGGAAGAGGACCAAGGCAAGCGUCAGGUCUUAGUCCUUGGCCUGGAUGGAGCUGGGAAGAGCAGCAUGCUCCAGCGUUUGACCCCCGGAGGCGUUAAGAGAAGCUGCUGCCGACCCACAAGAGGCUUCAAUUUCAUGAGCAUUAGUGCGCCCGCUUGUCAGCUGAACUUCCUGGAAAUCGGCGGCGGUGAGGAGCUACGGCAGUACUGGUUGGAAUAUCUGAUAAGGACUCACAUUCUGGUGUAUGUAGUGGACUCCUCUGAUCGGAGCCGCUUUCACUUGGCCAAGUCGGAGCUGCACCACCUCCUGAAAAGUCAGCCCCAGCUUCCUGUGGUGAUCCUGGGCAACAAACAGGAUAAACCGAACGCCGUGAGUGUGUCCGAGCUUCACAAAGCCUUGUCUCUGGAAUCCGUGGUGGAGGACAGGAAGUUGUUGAUCUUGGCAACGCAGCUGGGAUCAGACGGAGCCCUGAAAAGCUCCUGCCAAGGCCUGGACAGUUUCCAGGACCUCCUGCUUGAGAUAAUCUAAUUCCUGUGACUGCUCGCAAACCAAGGAGAAAGGAUUAACUGUUUUUAUGAGCAAAGAUGAGCUAAACCCGGCAACUCAUCAUUUUCUUUUAAAGUUCAUUUUAAUUAUUUCUGUGCACAUUCUGGCUUGUUUUGGUAUGUCGACUGCAGAUUAUGCACCAGGACGAGUGACUUAUCUUAAUAGUCUGUGACAGGUUAACAGGAAGGUGUUUUUAUGAUAAGUCUUGUCUAUAAUGUGUCAAACGAAAUGUUUGGAUCAUGUUUCAAAAGAUUUCUACAGCAACUCUUUUUGGGUAACCGUGGUAAAAAUAGAGACGAAAAGGGGCUGUAUGACCAUUCUAAAACCUUAUAACAAGUUGGUGAGCUUUUUAGGUUCUUGAAAAUCGGAAACAGACAUACAUCUAUCUUGCAAGGCAUUACAGCGUUGUACUGUAAAUAUCUUUCUGGGAAAAUAUAUCUCUAAAGUGUAACCAGCAUCAUGCAUGACUUGUGCCCAAUUUGAAUCCAAGAUUAACUCACCGAGCCGGUUUUGCUUUUUUGUGAUGCGAUGGGUUUGACUUAAAUGGCAAAGAGGAAACAUGCGAUGAUAACCUUAGAACAGCAAAUUAGACCUACUGCCAGCUUGGAAGAGAGCAUUUUGUUAAGUAUUGGUUGCAUACAGAAGUGGAUUUUACCAACACAGUCGUCCCUUGCCCUUCAAAUUUUGCGGCUUUACCAAAGCGCAGAUUUUUAAAAAUAUAUAUAUGUAUUUUUAAAGCAUAUUUUACACUUUUUUGGUCCUUAAUUAAGCAUUUUUAAGCAUUAAAAUGGUUAAAAAAACAAAAAAAUAUCAAUACUAUAGUAGUAUUGGCCACUCUGAGACCAAACUAAUCAUAGAGCGUGCUGUUCAGUAUUGCGGCCACUAAUUGGCUAAGCCACAGGUAGCAUUACUAUAUUGGAUGAGAAGAGUGUAAAGGCAAAUAAAGGGGAUUAUUUCAUGUCUAUAGGGCUCUCAUUAUGUUUAAAAUUUGUAUUUAGAAGGUAGUAAACAGGUUUUAUUGUGCUCUGGUUAUGAAAAUAGAUUUUUUUUACAAAAGUUCAGGAUUUGGCUUACACAAGUCACCAUGGUGUCCUUUUUAUUUUUUACGUAACUGUAAAAAACACAUAGCUGAGAGCAUACUGGCUAAUGACUAGCACAAAAUGAAACAAGAGCACAUUUUUACUGUCCAUUAUGUUGGUGUAUUCAAGAUGCAAGUAGUUUUUACAUUCAUUUAGUUUUAUAAUUCAGGGGUUAACUUAUUUUUAACACUUGUGGGACAAUUCUGGAUGUUCAAAUGUUACUCAAAAAAAGCUCAUGUUUUACGGUAACAACUUAUGUAAAACUUCAACAAGCAUCGAAAAAUGAAUGGUGUUUCAAAUGCGGCACAUCCAAAACAAAUCAAAUUAUUCUUUGGCCUUUUUGAUGUUAUUGAGGCCACAGUGAGGAAGCAAAAAGAAACGGCUCGUCGCUCAUGUUUUGCAACUGUUUUGGACUAUUCGUGGCUUCGUUCAUGCAGCGAGUUAGAGCAGCAGUCAUUUGUAAUGAAUGUGAUGUUUUAUUCUGUUUGAUGCGCUACAGUUGUAAAAGAUGUUUUGGCAGCGUAUUGAUGGCCGCACUUUUGACUAGACCUGUAUUGGUCUUUGUACAGUAUGUGUUGAUGCAAAGUGGUGUAGCAUCUGUGCAUGUUAUAACACAUUUUAAAUGUGUGGAAAAUAUUAAAUAUGUUUUGUACUUUCAGCCUCCUAUUACAAAUUCACAGUAUGUACACACGUUGUGAUAUUGUUCAUACCAGUGCAAUCACAAGCAUCAAUCCAUACCAUCUAUACUAUACUUCUUGUUUGACUGGGCAAAGUUCCACAAGCAGUAGGUUUCAUAGAGCAGGUUAGUCAUUGUUUAGUGCAAAUAAAAGAUCAAGUUUGUUAUGAAUUGCAAGUGUGACAUAGCUGCUCUGUGACACAAUAUGAACAUUGAUUGUGGAAACAUUUUAUUAGGACAUAUCAAAGCACACAGUAGACUUGAAAGAUUAUAAUAAAGUUCAUCCAUCCAUUUUCUACCGCUUGUCCAAAGUAUAUUUCACUAUUUUCUAAGGUGCUAAAGACCAUUCGGUUGUUUUUUCAAGCAAUGUUGGCUGUAUUGAAAGAAUAUACAUAUAGGUCGAAGAUUUGUUUUUAGAACAGUCAUCACUGCUCCUUAAAUUCAGCUAAAAUGACAAAAGCUACACAAAAAUAUUGUUCCUAAAUGAU